Solea senegalensis (Senegalese sole) is the source of this 2810-nucleotide messenger RNA. Its product is annotated as N-lysine methyltransferase SMYD2-B-like. The record is from RefSeq and is a predicted model, not a curated record. Gene Ontology annotation, cellular component: nucleus. Gene Ontology annotation, molecular function: protein binding. The transcript has 12 exons. NCBI's taxonomy places the organism in Eukaryota, Metazoa, Chordata, Actinopteri, Pleuronectiformes, Soleidae. The coding region runs from base 83 to 1381 and encodes 432 amino acids.
CACAUCCCACUUUACUCUGUGCGCGUCUGAGUGAAGAGAGACUGUGAGCGUAGACGGAGCAGAGGAGGUGAAGUGCACGGCAAUGACAGGCAGCAUCCAGGGACUGCAGAGGUUUGAGAGCCCGGGGAAAGGCCGAGCUCUCCGCGUUACCAGAGCCUUUAAAGUUGGAGAGCUGCUGUUUUCCAGCGCCGCGUACUCGUAUGUGCUGUCAGCCAAAGAGAGAGGCUGCUACUGUGAGUUCUGCUUCAGCAGAAAAAACGGUUUGGCAAAAUGUGGCAAGUGCAAGAAGGCUUUCUACUGCAAUGUGAAAUGCCAGAAAGGGGACUGGGCCAUGCACAAGCUGGAGUGUUCGGCAAUGACGGCGUUCAGAGAGAAAUGGUGCCCGUCAGAGACGGCCCGCCUGGUGGCCCGGAUCCUCGCCAAGAAGAAAACGCAGAAAGAACGAUGUGUGUCUGAGAGGAUGUUGCUCAUAGGGGAGAUGCAAUCACACGUGGAGGACAUAGACAAUGAGAAAAGAGAGAUGAGCGAGGCAGACAUCGCUGAACUGCAUCGCUUUUACUCCAAAAACCUGGAUUUUCCUGAUCACAAAGACCUGCUCACGCUCUUCUCCCAGGUUGCCUGUAAUGGUUUCACUGUCGAGGACGAUGAACUUUCCCACUUGGGUACUGCAGUUUACCCAGACGUGGCACUGAUAAACCACAGCUGUCUUCCCAGUGUCAUAGUCACAUAUAACGGGACAUCAGCUGAAGUUCGGGCUGUGCGGGACAUGAAGCCUGGAGAUGAAGUGCUCAUCAGCUACAUAGACCUGCUUUAUCCAACAGAUGACCGCAACACUAGACUGCGAGAGUCCUAUUUCUUUACCUGUGACUGUCAGGAAUGUGAAAGCAAGUCCAAAGACAAGGCCAAGUUGAAGUUACGUAAGAAGAGUGACCCCAUCGAGCCGGAGGUCAUCAGCAACAUGGUGCGCUACGCCAGGAGAAGCAUCAGAAAGUUCAGAGCUCUUAAAAAUGAAAAAGCCCCUAGUGAGCUGCUGGAGAUGUGCGAACAGACCCUGGAGGAGAUGGGAACCGUCUUCCACGACUCCAACGUCUUCAUGCUCCACAUGAUGUACCAGGCCAUGGGCGUGUGUCUCUACAUGGACGACGUAGAGGGAGCGAUCAGAUACGGAGAGAAGAUCCUCCAACCUUACAUGCAGCUUUACCCGCCCUACUCCCUGAAUGUGUGCUCCAUGUACCUGAAGAUGGGCAGACUGUAUAUGGUGAUGGAGAAACACGCAGGGGGCAUUAAAGCUCUCAAGAAGGCGAUGGCCAUCAUGGAGGUCACUCACGGGAAAGAUCACUUCUACUUGACUGAGAUGCGCAAAGAAAUAGCACAGAAAUGAAAAGAGAGGCAAGAUGAUGAUGCUGGAGGUGACUUUGGUGUCCCUGACUGACUGCAGACACUCCUUUUGAUUCGGCGUUUUACAGAACUGUACGCACUUUCUCCUGCUUUUGUUAGUGGAGUGGAGAUACAGAUGAAUAUACAGCAGUUUUAGUUGUGAGAAGACAGUGGAUUUCUGACUCCUUUUCCCACCAAUCACCUGUCACUGAUACUGUGAGAGUCUCCGAAUAUUUCAAGGUAAAAGGAAAGCCCUUCUUAAUAAAUACAUUUGUGGCCACAGUCUUAAAGAAAAUAAGGCUUUAUUGCAUAAUAAGCAAGUUUGACAGUUUCGUACAUGUCUGGGGAGAGAAAAACAAAAGACUGACAACGCAUAUACAAAACCUAUUUACACAUACUUUGAAACGUAUUCAGGAAUUUGGCCGAAAGAAAGAAAGAAAGACUGGGGGGGAAAAAUUAAAUAUUAAUAAAGAGUGGAAUGCCUUGUGAGAGAAUACUGUCGUAAAAAGAGAACUGAAGUGCAACAAAACACUUAUAUGUCAAGAGAGAGCUUAUACGUAUCCAAGAAUAUAUACAUUGAAAUAUAUGUAAAAAAAAAAAUGCAUGCAUAGUUUAUUAUGUUGCGGUAUUUUUAGGGUACCAAGUCAAAAAAAGAAGAAAGUGAUAUAAAACAUUUGUAGAAAUCUUUUCUCACAUGUCCGUUAUGUACAAAGUUAUUUUUUUGGACACGGCUGGCUUUGCAUUACAUUUAUUUUAACAUGUAACAGAUCAUUCUGUAGAAGGUGGUUUCAGAUACUUGGAAACACAACACAGUACUAACUGGGUUUGGAUCAGGUGAGUACACACAACUGCCUUUUUAUGGCAAAGACUUAACGCUUAUGUUUCAAAAACAAUCCCAGAUUUCAGACUUCUCUGGCUCCUGGUGACAAAUCCUUACCUGAGAGUUAGGUAAAUGAUUUCAAAUGUUAAAGUAGCUUUUAUACCAAAAUAGCAAUCAAUAAAAUUACUGAUUUGACGAUUUCAUUUUUUGGAGGUUCCCGUUUCAUGUCUCAACGCAGCAUCAUAAUACAGUAUCUGCUACAUAUACAGUAUAAGGACACAGUUUCCUAUUGACUGCAGAUGCCAACGCUCGGAUAUUUAUAAAGUAUCUCCAAUCAACUGGAGAGGAUUUUGAAAUGGUUAAAAGAGACGGCAAAGAGCGGAGAUUCAAGGAAACCGCUGCUGAAAGGUCCUUGGUUGAAAUGUGUGGAGAGAAAACGGGGAGAACUGGGAAGAAAAGACGAGAUCAAAAGACCCGACAUGCUUGUCAGUGAUCUGUACAACGGCAAACUUGACCUCAUUGUUGAUAGAAAUAAAUAAAAUUAAGAAAAAGUAAAUAUUUGCUGUAUUCAUUAAUACUCUUGUUAAAAAAUAAAGGGCACAUUUUCAGAACA